This is a messenger RNA of Oncorhynchus kisutch (coho salmon), 6786 nucleotides long. Its product is annotated as polypeptide N-acetylgalactosaminyltransferase 11. Gene Ontology annotation, molecular function: polypeptide N-acetylgalactosaminyltransferase activity; Notch binding. Gene Ontology annotation, cellular component: Golgi apparatus. The coding region runs from base 362 to 2152 and encodes 596 amino acids. The record is from RefSeq and is a predicted model, not a curated record. The transcript has 12 exons. Gene Ontology annotation, biological process: regulation of Notch signaling pathway; protein O-linked glycosylation. Lineage: Eukaryota; Metazoa; Chordata; Actinopteri; Salmoniformes; Salmonidae.
ACUGCACAGACCCACUCAAUGUAAGAGAGACUGCACUCCAAUGUAGUCCAUCAGAAAGGGUAUCUAGCUAACGUUAGCUAUAGCCAUUUUACUUGGUGCAUUUGGUUGUAAGCCGAAGUAAAAAAAUAAUGGCUAAGCAGCUAGGAAAGGAUUUGGAUGGGAUCAUUGGGGUGUAUGUAGUUUUGUGUCACGAGGGUGCUUGUUGCGUUGUGUACUAAAGGUGGACGGGUAUCACUUGGGUCUUGCUGCCGUCUGUUUACCUAGCCAACUGAAUUUGCUACACCAGCAAAGACACAUUGGGAUGUCCAUGAAGCAAGUUCAUCGGGCCUGAGCAUGGACCGCCGACAAUGCUAGUGCUACCAUGGGCAGCGUCACACUGCGCUACUUCUGCUAUGGUUGCCUCUUCACCUCUGUGACCUGGUCCGUCCUGCUCUUCCUCUACUUCAGCCUGAGCCAGGACAGCGGCCGGCCCUCCUUCAGGAAUGUGCCCAUCCAGGGGCCCCAGGCCAAACGCUUCCAAUCACGCUUCACCAGGAGCCCUGGAGGAGGCCAAGAGCAAGGCAUCAAGGCAGUCCCUGCAGCAAGAGGCAACAAAAAGGCCGAUCUCUCUCCGGAGAUGGGUAUGAUUUUUAAUGAGCAAGACCAGGAGAUUCGAGACAUGGGCUAUCACAAGCACGCUUUCAACGUACUCAUCAGCAAUCGACUGGGCUUCCACCGAGACCUCCCCGACACUAGGGACGACCGGUGCCGAGAUGGAAUCUAUCCUCUGUCCCUCCCCACGGCCAGCGUAGUGAUCUGCUUCUUCAAUGAGGCGUUCUCCGCCCUCCUGCGCACCGUGCACAGCGUCCUAGAUCGCACGCCUGCCUACCUGUUGCAUGAGAUUAUACUGGUGGAUGACAGCAGUGAACUAGCUGACCUGAAGGAAGACCUGGACAUCCAUGUCCAGCUCAACCUCCAGGGCAAGGUCAAGGUGGUCCGCAACGAGAAGAGAGAAGGACUGAUCCGAGGGAGGAUGAUAGGGGCCUCUCAUGCCACAGGGGAGGUGCUGGUGUUCCUCGACAGCCACUGCGAGGUAAACGAGGCGUGGCUAUCGCCCCUGCUGGCGCCCAUCCAGCGGGAACGCAAGACGGUGGUGUGUCCCGUCAUCGACAUAAUUAGUGCCGACACGCUGGCCUACAGCCCCUCCCCCAUCGUGCGGGGGGGCUUCAACUGGGGGCUGCACUUCAAGUGGGACCCUGUGCCCGCCUCAGAGCUCAACGGCCCCAACGGAGCACUGGGCGCCAUCAGGUCCCCCACCAUGGCCGGUGGUCUGUUUGCCAUGGACAGGAAGUACUUUAACGAGCUGGGCCAAUACGACAGCGGCAUGGACAUCUGGGGCGGCGAGAACCUCGAGAUCUCCUUCCGGAUCUGGAUGUGUGGGGGCCAGCUCCUGAUCAUUCCCUGUUCGCGGGUUGGUCAUAUAUUUCGUAAACGGCGGCCCUACGGGUCACCCGGAGGUCAGGACACCAUGGCCCACAACUCCCUGCGCCUGGCCCACGUAUGGAUGGAUGAAUACAAGGAGCAGUACUUCAACCUUCGGCCGGAACUCCGGGAACGCGCCUACGGUGACAUCAGCGAGCGGCAGGCGGUGCGCCAACGGCUGCAGUGCCACUCUUUCAAGUGGUACCUGGACACCAUCUACCCCGAGAUGCAGGUGGCCUCAACCCACAACAAGCCUCAGCAGCCUGUGUUCGUCAACAAAGGUCUCCGCAGGCCCAAAGUGCUGGAAAGAGGCCGGCUGCGGAACCUGCAGGCUGACAAGUGUCUGGUGGCUCAAGGGAGGCCAAGCCAGAAGGGGGGUGCCGUGGUGCUGAGGGCCUGUGACACACACAACCUAGAACAGGAGUGGGCCUAUGAUGAGGAGCACGAGUUGAUCCUGACUGGCCUGCUGUGUCUGGACAUGUCCGAAAUCCGCUCGUCUGACCCGCCCCGUCUCAUGAAGUGUCACGGCUCAGGAGGCUCCCAGCAGUGGACCCUGGGGAAGAGCAACCGGCUAUAUCAAGUCUCAGUGGGCCAAUGCCUGGCCGUGGUCGACACAAUCAGCCCCAAGGGAUACGUUGCCAUGGCGAUAUGUGAUGGCUCUCAGUCCCAGCAGUGGCAGUUGGAGGGCUGAUGUUGAUACCCCACGACUAGUAACGUUCCAGACAUUGACUGCCCCCCUCUGGAUAGGGGGGGGGGAUACUGCACGCUGCUGCUGUGACAAGGAAAGAGGGAUGGAACUAAUUAUACGGACUGUGUUCUUGAAGACUUGGAGAAUGAAUGCUGUUUGUCUUCAGAACUGGUUCCAGCCUCCCUGAAGUGCACAGAGUAAGUACACUGUAGUCUCAACUGCAUUUGUAUGACUUCCCCUCUUGGAAAUUAGUACUCCAUUUUUCCCUGAGAACAAUUCCUUGUCCUGUGUUUUAGAAUGUGUCAUGCAAGUGAUUUAAAAAAAAAAAAGAAAAAAAAAAAAAAGUACAAUCAUGUUUUAAAUGAAUUUUAUCCAAAUAAUAUUGCGUAAGUCCCGAAAAAGUGUUUACUAAGAACUGUGGACUACCAGUAUUAGGACCCUGGUUUUAUAGUCAUUUUAUUCUGUACUUAUUACAAUCUGUUGUUAAAGUGGAAUUGGCAGCGUUUUAACUACUUUUCAGAUAUGAAACAGACAAUCAUGACAAAUUCCUUGACGUACAGUAAGCCAUUGUUGGCAGAAUAGCUGGAUGUAAUUCACCAAUACCAGAAAUAUUGCAAAUCACAGCUGGCCUGCUACACUAUAGUUUGCUGCAUCCACCCAAUCAGGAUGCACUGUUUUAGUUUCAAUGACUCAAUACAAUCAACCUGGCAAUGAAUAAGUCAGUCAUACCAUGGCUAAUAGGCUAGCGUAUCUAUUUAUUUAGCAAGCUAAAAACACAGAGCCCAACAUUGGGAAGAUGUCAUGCCAUUGGAGGAGUGACCCAUUGUUGCUAUGUUUGCAGUUUUUUGGGCUAAGUUGCACUGCGGCUGCCAUGGCUUUUCUCUUAAAUAUUUUUUGCUGAGACCUGCUGCUGACUCAGGCAGUGAGGCAGGCUGUUGCUGAGUGAGUGGUGGGGAGGACCAGAGGAGUGUGUGUUGAGAGCACUGAAGUCAUUGGCUGAGUCACAUGAGCAAGAGGAGAGCGAGCAGCAUGUGCGCUCGUUGUGGCAACUUUUUACCAGUUGUAGGUAGGCUUGUCAUUAUGGAACACCUUCUUCCAUAAAACAUUAAUGCGCUAGAACUGAUGCAAAUCAAGAAAUAAUGACACAAAGCACUGGAAAAAGACUGGGCGCACUAGAGCACAUUACAUAUAUUCGCUCCAAGGUGGUUUAAACUGCAUUCCAAUGUUGACUGCUUAAAGACAACGGUAUCAAGCUCAGUUCUUGGGUCUCCGGGGCUGCCCGGGUGGAAAUUAUGGAACUCCCUCACGUGGUUAUUUUUAUGGGGGAAAGUUCAAUGAAAUUGACAAGCAUUAUACAUUUGCUUCUGUUGGAGUGCCUGGACACAGCCAUGGAAUAUUGGCCAUAUAUCACAAACCCCAGAGGAGCCUUAUUGCUAUUAUAAACUGGUUAUCAACAUAAUUAUAACAGUAAAAAUAAAUGUUAUGUCAUACCCGUAGUAUUCAAACUGAUAUACCAUGGCUUUCAGCCAAUCAGAAUUCAGGGCUCAAACCACCCAGUUUAUAAUUACAAUUAGAAACAUGGUUUGAGCCCUGAAAGCCGUGGUAUAUCAGACCAUAUACCACGGGUAAGACAAAACAUUGGUGGGUAUAUAGCGGCUCCGCGUUGCGUCUUGCAUAAGAACAGCCCUUAGCCCUAGUAUAUUUGCCAUAUACCAUACCCCCUUGUGCCUAAUCCCAGCUGUCGAACGAGUUAAAUUCUGGCAAGUUUAAGGGCAAAUUCUUUUCUUGCCACAUACAAAAUUUGUUCUAACAUCAUUACAAUUAACUAUGAUAUUCCUUCCUAAUUGGCUCAAUAACAUUAUGGAAAAAUGGUUUAUUCUUUAGAUAUGGCAACUUCUCUCUCACUGAAAAAAGGGUUUUGAGAGGUCAUUGGGCUAGAAUUUUUUUCGUGACCUUUUUCUUUGUGGCUAGGGAUGCAGGUGUCAUUUGGUAAGCAAGCAUGAAAUGUGAAUCGCUUCGAGUUAGCUUGGCUGAGCUUGAACGGCUCCAGUUAGCAUAUCUCUUGCGUUCGUAAAUUCGCUCUGGCUAUCUACUCUUGUCUGUGUGUGCCAUAGCGCAGAACACUGAGGAAUUUAUGAAUGAGCAGUCAGUAAAAAAGUCAGCAACACAAACAGCAUACAGCAAUUUACUCUGCUAGGGCGAGUAAAUUGUCAGAGUGGUGUCUGGAAACUAGCCAACUUUAGCCAGUUAGAUUGGGUGCCGUUGUGAGGUCAGAAGCUUCGGAUCAACCCUACUCCUCGUCCGGAAUGCCCAGAUCUCACUCAAACACACCCCUUGUUAAUGUGCAUAACUGAGUGAGAGAGAGCCUACCUUUUUAUUGUUUGAUCAAUAGGACUGUGAAGUUCCCAAAUGUAACAGGACUCCCAUGGUAUUUUAGUGCCUUCGGAAAGUAUUCAGACCCCUUGACUUCUCCCACAUUCUGUUACACUACAGCCUUAAUCUAAUCCUCAACAAUCUACACACACUACCCCAAAGCGAAAACGAGUUGACAUUUUUGCAAAUGUAUUAAAAACAACCUUAUUUGCAUAAGUAUUCAGACCCUUCGCUAUGAGACUCGAAAUUGAGCUCAGGUGCAUCCUGUUUCUACAACUUAAUUGUGGUAAAUUAAAUUGAUUGCACAGGCACACACCUGUCUAUACAAGGUCCCACAGUUGACCGUGCAUGUAGGAAUAAAAACCAAGCCAAUGAGGUCGAAGGAAUUGUACGUAGAGCUCCAAGACAGGAUUGUGUCAAGGCACAGAUCUGGGGAAGGGUACCCAAAAAUGUCUGCAGCAUUGAAGGUCCCCAAGAACACAGUGGCCCCCAUUAUUUUUUUAAAUGGAACAAGUUUGGAACCACCAAGACUCUGGCCGAGCGGCCAGCUCUAGGAAAACGGGGGAGGAGGGCCUUGGUUUGAGUAAAAAUUUUACAGGGACAGUGCGCAUUAAUCAACGUUUCAGUAAAAGUGACGGUUUUAGCCAGCCGGCUAAUUUUCAACCGCAGUCCCUGGGCAGGUUAUUAAAAACAAUUACAAUACAGACAAUCGAUAAGCAGUGAGCACACGCAGAGCAACAUAGGACAAGCAACCAAGAACCAGAUUGUCACUUUGACAAGAGUUCCUCUGUGGAGAUGGGAGAACCUUCCAGGAGGACAACCAUCUCUGCAGCACUCUACUAAUCAGGCCUUUAUGGUAGUGACCAGACGGAAACCACUCCUCAGUAAAAGGCACACGACAGCCCUCUUGGAGUUUGCCAAAAGGCACCUAAAGAAUCUCAGACCAUGAGAAACAAGAUUCUCUGGUCUGAUGAAACCAAGAUUGAACUCUUUGGCCUGAAUGCCAAGCGUCACAUCUGGAGGAAACCUGGCAGCAUCAUGCUGUGGGGAUGUUUUUCAGCGGCAGGGACUGGGAGACUCAAUGUCCUUGAGUGGCCCAGCCUUGAACCCAAACAAACAUCUCUGGAGAGACCUGAAAAUAGCUUGAGCUUGAGAGGAUCUGCUGAGAAGAAUGGGAGAAACUCCACAAAUGCAUGUAUGCCAAGCUUGUAGCGUCAUACCCAAGAAGACUCCGCUGUAAUCGCUGCUUUAACAAAGUACUGAGUAAAGGGUCUGAAUACUUAUGUAAAUGUGAUUUUAGAAUAAGGCUGUAACAUGAAAAAGACAAGGGGUCUGAAUACUUUCCAAAGGCACUGUACAUAUUUUCAGAAAUUGAUUCAUGUGUAUUUUAUGUCUUUUGGCGAAUGCAUUCUAAAGUCACGCUGUUACUACUGCCUGUAAACACAGUCCAGUUCAAAGUGAAUUAUGCCAGGCCCAUGUGGCAAACGGCUUAAUUGCAUAUAAGCCUACGGCGCACCUAUCUGCGGAGACUCUGGACAAUACAGAUUGUAUAUUUACUCUAGUGUCUAACUCUCUAAAAGCACAGCUGUUUCCCACUCUAUAUUGCUAUAGACAUUUUCACAAAUGCCUUACUAUACGUCAUUCCCAAACUUUUAUGAAAAUGUAAAACAAAAGAAUCUUCCUGGGGGUGUAUGCGAGCAGAUUUCAUGUUACAAAGCUGUCAGUUCCACUUGAAUUACUAUGACAUACAGUAUUUAAUUUUGUAAAAUUUUCUUUGGCAGAAACUUUCUAUUGUACAAAUAUUUAUCACUGGAAUUUUGUUUUAAGUUAUGCAUUUGUCAUACUUCUUUGAAACUGUUGAUAGGCUAGACCAGGGCUCUCCAAACCUGGUCCUGGAUAGCUACCCUCCUGUAGGUUGUUUGCACCAACCCCAGUUUUAACUAACCCGAUUCCGCUCUACAACCAGCUAAUUAUUAGAAUCAGGUAUGCAAGAUUAGGGUUGGAGAGCCUUGGGCUACACUGCAUUAGCUCUACUGACCAAGAGAUCGACAUUGUGUGCAGUCUAUGGAAAUCAUGUUGAAUAGGGUAAGUGGAAAUGCAGGGAUAGUCUUUAAUUUCCCAGUCUCGGAUCACACUAACCGUCUGUCCUGCACUGUUCUAGUGAGCUAUGAUUUGUUUUUGUUUUCUUAUCUAAAUGUACGCUGUGAGGUUGAGUAAUUAUCUUGCAAAUGAGACACCCAAAUAAAUGUUAAUUGAAGUAUGAA